Molecule: messenger RNA, 2493 nt
Organism: Sarcophilus harrisii (Tasmanian devil)
Lineage: Eukaryota; Metazoa; Chordata; Mammalia; Dasyuromorphia; Dasyuridae
Product: vomeronasal type-2 receptor 26-like
Biological process (GO): G protein-coupled receptor signaling pathway
Cellular component (GO): membrane
Molecular function (GO): G protein-coupled receptor activity
Source: RefSeq, a predicted model, not a curated record
AUGACAAUAACUGAUCAGCGAUCCCGAUGUCCCAUCUCUGAUCAUACUUGUCCAAUAACCUGUAUGAGGCUUGAAAAAUUUGUGAUCCUUUGCUUACCUAUUAUACAAUUGCAGGAAAAACACUACAGUCGAGUCCUGGCCUUGCUAUUUGCUGUUGAGGAGAUCAACAAGGACCCUAAUUUGUUACCCAAUAUUACUCUUGGAUUCCACAUUUAUAACACCCAACCCAAUGAGUUCAGCACAUUGGAGAGCUCCUUAAUGUGGCUGUCAGGACAAGGACUGACUCCAAAUUACCUCUGUGAGAAACAAGCCCAGUCUGUGGCUGUCAUUGGAGGAGAAACUUCUGAAUUAUCAAUCCAAAUAAAUACCCUUCUUAAUCUCUACAAGUUCCCACAGAUCAGCUAUGGACCAUUUGAUCCUUUCCUGAGUAACAAGGUUAAUUUUCCAAGUGUUUAUCAACUGGCAUCCAAGGAUUCCGGCCUUGCUCUGGGAAUGGUCCGAUUAAUGGUACAUUUCUACUGGACAUGGGUGGGACUGGUUAUAGUAGAUAAUACCAGGGGGGAAACUUUCCUUUGGGAUAUAAGAGAAAAGAUGACCAGGAAGGGUGUCUGUGAAGCUUUUGUAGAGAAGAUUCCUACCAGUGAUAAAUACAUAAAUUCCCUUGGAGAUACCAUGCGAAGAAUUAAUCAGUCUUCUGCUAAUGUAAUCAUUAUUUAUGGAGAUACUAAUUUACUAAUGACUCUGAAAUAUGUUAAAGGACAUUAUGUAAUUUGUAACAAAGUGUGGAUUACCACCUUUCACUGGGAUUUUGUCAUAAGACCCCAUGGCAUGGAUGUUAAAAGUUUCGAUAGAGCUCUGGUAUUUUCAGAUAAAAAAAAAGACAUUCCAGGUUUCAAACAUUUUCUAAGGACACUUAAACCUUCCAAAUACCCAGAAGAUACUUUCCUUAAAAGAUUUUGGAACUCAGUUUUUCGAUGUUCACUUGACUACAAAAUAUCGGGGCCAAAGCAUUGUUUACAAAAUACUUCUUUAGAGAUGGUGUCUAUUAGGUAUUUUGAAAUGUCUAUGUCUAGCCAAAGUUACACUAUCUACAAUGCUGUGUAUGCUGUGGCCUGGGCUCUCCAUAAAAUACUCUUAACUAGAUCAGAAAUGGAAUACUUGAGAGAUGAAGACAGCCUAGUUCUACGUCCAUGGCAGCUGCACUCUGUUCUUAGGAACAUCCAAUUUAACAACACUGUCGGUGACCAGGUGUUCAUGGAUGAGAAAAGGAUUGCUGCGAGAAACUAUGAUAUUACUAAUUUUGCAAUCUUUGAUAAUGGUACCGAAGUUCUGGUAAAAGUGGGAGAGUUUAUUCCUCAUGCUCCAUUUGGUGAAGAUCUUUCCAUCCAUGAGAAUAUGAUCAUGUGGAACCAAUUGUAUCUAAAGAUUCCCCAUUCUGCGUGCACUGAGAAGUGUGGCUUGGGAUUUCAGAAAUCUGCCCGUGAGGGCAUGGCCAUCUGUUGCUUUGAUUGUAUCCCUUGCCCAGAGGGGGAUAUUUCCAACAAGACUGAUAUGAACCAGUGUAUCAUGUGUCCUGAAAAUGAAUAUUCCAAUAAGGAGAAAAAUCUCUGCCUGCCAAAGAUGGUGACCUUUCUAGUCUAUGAGGAACCGCUGGGAAUUACUCUGACCUUCACAGCUCUGGCCUUCUGUGUCCUGACAGUUCUGAUCAUUGGGGUAUUUGUGAAGCAUAAGGACACCCCCAUAGUGAAAGCCAAUAAUAGAACUCUCAGCUAUACCUUACUCCUCUCCCUAAGCCAAUGUUUCUUGUCUUCCUUGCUCUUCAUUGGUAAGCCCAAUUCAAUUACAUGUCUCCUUCAACAGACAAUAUUUGGAAUCACAUUCACAAUAGCCAUCUCCACCAUUUUGGCUAAAACCAUCACAGUAGUUCUAGUCUUCAAAGCCAUAAGACCAGGGAGCAGAAGCAGAAAAUGGAUUGGCUCCAAAACACCCAUUUCUAUUAUGCUUAUCUGCUCUUUGAUCCAAGUGAUUCUCUGUGGUAUCUGGCUGUUGGUUUCUCCCCCAUUCCCAGAUGCAGAUCCACACUCAGAGCCUGAAUACAUCACCCUACAGUGCAACAUAGGUUCUCUCAUUGCGUUCUACUUUGUCCUGGGCUACAUGGGAUUCCUGGCCCUGGUAAGUUUCUCUGUGGCUUUUUUGGCCAGAAAUCUCCCUGAUACCUUUAAUGAAACAAAAUUUAUCACAUUCAGCAUGCUAGUAUUCUGCAGUGUCUGGAUCUCCUUUUUGCCCACUUACCAAAGCACCAAGGGGAAAACUAUGGUAGCUGUAGAAGUCUUUUCCAUCUUGAGCUCUAGUGUUGGGUUACUGGGCUGCAUCUUCUUUCCCAAAUGUUAUGUGAUCCUUCUGAGGCCACAGUGGAACACCCACGAAUGGGUAAAUCAUAAAUCCUAUGACAGCAGAAGACAUCAUUCUAAAGCAUUUCCUUAUGUAUCAUAG